AUGGCGAUCACGUACUGGUCCCCCGCAACCUCGACCGCCAUAAUCCGCUGCCCGCGCGAACACUACGAGAUGGUAUGGGCGGCGCUUACGCUCACCACAAAGCUGCCGCGACCGGUCGAUACGCCUAUCGUUAUCAAGGUUGUUAGAGUGAGCGGGACGAUAAGGAAGGCAGAAGAGGAGGUUAUCAGAAGAGCGAAGGGGAUCAUUAGGCGCGCCAAAGAGAUGGAGGCAGGGAAGAAAGAUUUGAUCAUGGAUGGCGUGGUCCAGGCCGUAGAGAGGAGAGCGGAGCCCGAUGCUGUGUUGGCGCAAGUCGAUGAGGGAGAGGAGAGUGAGAGUGGUAGCGGUAGCGAGUAG
Messenger RNA from Didymosphaeria variabile, 354 nucleotides. It is a transcript of the gene POP5, whose product is annotated as RNA-binding protein pop5. Bases 1 to 354 code for a protein of 117 amino acids. Gene Ontology annotation, cellular component: ribonuclease P complex. Gene Ontology annotation, biological process: tRNA 5'-leader removal. The transcript is spliced from 2 exons. The record is from RefSeq and is a predicted model, not a curated record. Lineage: Eukaryota; Fungi; Ascomycota; Dothideomycetes; Pleosporales; Didymosphaeriaceae. Gene Ontology annotation, molecular function: ribonuclease P RNA binding.